UCUCUUUGCUGCGUGCUUUGCCAUGGAAAACUUUUACUCUUACCUUGCUUUCUUCCUCUCUGUUUUUUUCAUCAUCAUCAUCAAACUUGUAAACUCCCACAACCAAAAACUACCACCGUCUCCAUUUUCUCUGCCGAUAAUCGGCCAUGCCCAGCUCCUUAAACAACCGCUCUACCAAACGCUGGACACCCUGUCGUUGCAGUACGGUUCAAUACUUUACCUUAAAUUGGGUUCCCGGUCUAUCCUCGUACUACCUUCUCCAUCCCUUGUCGAAGAAUGCUUCACCAAGAAUGACAUAAUAUUUGCAAAUCGCCCCCGCACAAUGGCAGGGGAUCAUUUCACUUACAACUCGACUGCUCCCGUCUGGGCCCCAUAUGGCCACAUGUGGCGGAACCUCCGGCGCAUCUUGGCCGUUGAGAUCUUCUCUCAGAUGAAUCUCCAGAAGUCUUCCGUCGUCCGACAAGAAGAAGUUCACUCCCUUCUUCGCCAAAUAUACAGAGCCUCAAACAGAGGACCCCAAAGGUUGGAGUUAAGGUAUUUGUUCUCGCUUUUGAUGUUCAAUAUAAUGAUGAGAAUGGUUGCCGGCAAGCCGUGUGUCGGAGAGGAGGCGGCGGCAAGCAUGGAUUUGGGAAAGCAAAAUCUCAAGGAGUUCAAGGAGAAUUACUCUGCAAACUUGUCAAUUAAUAUAUGUGAUUUCUUUCCAGUUUUGAGGUGGGUUGGUUACAAAGGGUUGGAGAAGAGUAUGAUCAUGCUGCAGAGGAAGAGAGACAGAUUCCUCAGGCUUUUGAUAGGAGAGAUUAAGCAAAACAAAGCCAGUUCCUUGAAUAAGAGAACUCUGAUUGAAACUCUUUUGUCUCUUCAUGAAUCAGAACCUGAACUCUGUUCAGAUAAUGUCAUAAAAAGCAUCGUAAUGAUGAUGUUUGUUGCGGGAACAGAUACAACAUCAACAACCAUGGAAUGGGCAAUGUCACUACUUCUGAAUCAUCCAGAGGCAUUGGAGAAGGUUAGAGCUGAGAUUGACAACCAAGUUGGACAUGGGCGCUUGCUAAAUGACCUUGAUCUUCCCAAGCUUCCCUAUCUUCGCUGUGUCAUCAAUGAGGCACUCAGACUAUAUCCUGUAGUGCCACUUUUGUUGCCUCAUUUCUCCUCAAAAGACUGCACUUUGGGGGGAUUUCAUAUACCAGGAGGGACGAUUUUGUUGGUGAAUGCAUGGGGCAUUCAUAGGGAUCCCAAGGUGUGGGAGGAGCCCAACACGUUCAAGCCGGAGAGAUUUGAGGCGUUCGACGGAGAAAAAGAGAGGUUCAAAUUCGUUCCGUUCGGAACGGGAAGGAGGGCGUGCCCCGGCGCCGGCAUGGCCAUGCGGACAAUGUCAUUGGCAUUGGGUACUCUCAUUCAGUGCUUUGAUUGGGAAAGGGUUGGAAAGAAGCUGGUGGACAUGAGCCAAGGCUUGGGAUUUCUUCUGGCAAAGGCUGAGCCUUUGGAGGCUGUCUGUAGUCCACGCCCAUCCAUGAUUAGCAUCCUCUCCCAACUUUGAUUAUACCGUACCCGAGCUGUAAAUAAACAAAGCUACUUGUAAACGUAUUUAGGUUCCGCUCCGUUACGAGUAUAGUGUCCGAACUCGACUCGUUUAACGUUCCGAUUAUAUUGUAAGAUAAACAUCUUUUCUUCUGUCCCUUUCUUUCCUCAACAUGUACCGGUGGUUUCAGUUUUUUUUUAAAAAAUUUGUUUUCUUUUUUCUGUAGGUUCAAUGUACUGAGGUGAGGUUGUAGUACAACUUUCUCUUAUCAAUAUUUGGCUGGAUGUGACAAAAUUUGUGGACAAAAUUUUGGGUUUGAUUCGAUUUUA
This is a messenger RNA of Corylus avellana, 1845 nucleotides long. Its product is annotated as cytochrome P450 81C13. NCBI's taxonomy places the organism in Eukaryota, Viridiplantae, Streptophyta, Magnoliopsida, Fagales, Betulaceae. The record is from RefSeq and is a predicted model, not a curated record. Gene Ontology annotation, molecular function: iron ion binding; monooxygenase activity; heme binding.